AUGGCCCCCAAGGCAGUACCGAAACCUGCAGCCAAGAAGAAAAUGAAUUCCACUACUAACAUACUCCCGAGCACCGGAACAAGAGCUCCUGAAGACGGCAAAAAGGAUGGAGAGGAAGUCAACAGAUGUACCGAUGAUGGAAAUGGCUCUUCAGAAAAGGUAGAUGAUGUUGUCGAGUCAUUGGUAUCAGAAGUAAUUUCGAAAGCUGAAGCUGAUUUAGUUGAAGGCUCGAAGGAAGUCGCAGCCAGUAUUGGAACUGAAAGGCGAUUGUCGGAACCACCUCAUCGACCGGACGACAACGGUGCCGUGGAAGAGAGACGUCGUCGUAUCGAGAGAGGCGAUUCGGAGGCUUAUAUUGAAGAAGUACUCAAACACGUCUUCACUGCUCCAACAUCUACUAUCAUUCCCACGAGGCCUAAGAGUGCGUCGGUAGUUGUUGUAAAAGCUGCGGCCCCAACCUCAGACAAGUCAUCGAAGCCACCAAGACCAGUGAAGAUGCAAGAACCUCAGCGAAAUACGGCAAGCCCUGCUUCGAAACCAGUGACCCUUGCAAAGUCCUCGACGAAAACCCUUGCUGAAAAACCGGAUUCAGUGAAAAAAGAAGAAGCAAAAAGAUCUGCUGCUAAAAAAUCGGACCCAGUAAAAAACGAAGAAGCAAAAAGACCUGCAGAAGUGUUGAAAUCAUCUGUCCAAGGGCAGGAGCAAGAACAGAAGCAAGCGCAGCCGCCUGCCAAGACAAAGAUGGCCAAACAACCUUUGAAGGCUGACUCGAAAAAGAUUCCAACCGGGACUGAUACUCUGAAGAACGAUCCAGUACUUGCUCCACUGAAGGAGGAAACAAGUGAUGCUGGUCACAUUGAAACUCGUAACUCAAAGGCUCCACUACGGCAAAGCAGCACCAGUAAGUUGCAGAUGAGCGUCAGCAGUAAACGUCAUGAUGUGAAUAGCCAAAAAGGUGAUGAAGCAGCUGUCACAGCGGCUGCUCUAACGAAAGGAGAUGACAGUCGAAACAAAACGAGUAAGCCGACGGCUCCGAUUAAAGUAGCUGUGAAGUCCAGUGCUGCUUCAACCAAAACGAAUGUAAAGAAUCCUGUAGCCGUGAAAAGAGCAGCACCACCUACAAAAGCUUCAAAGCCGUGA
This is a messenger RNA of Haemonchus placei, 1140 nucleotides long. The record is from the annotation of a GenBank genome assembly. NCBI's taxonomy places the organism in Eukaryota, Metazoa, Nematoda, Chromadorea, Rhabditida, Trichostrongylidae.